Girardinichthys multiradiatus is the source of this 8389-nucleotide messenger RNA. It is a transcript of the gene furina, whose product is annotated as furin (paired basic amino acid cleaving enzyme) a. The transcript has 16 exons. Bases 2357 to 4789 code for a protein of 810 amino acids. NCBI's taxonomy places the organism in Eukaryota, Metazoa, Chordata, Actinopteri, Cyprinodontiformes, Goodeidae. The record is from RefSeq and is a predicted model, not a curated record. Gene Ontology annotation, cellular component: trans-Golgi network; Golgi membrane. Gene Ontology annotation, molecular function: serine-type endopeptidase activity. Gene Ontology annotation, biological process: peptide hormone processing.
GAGGCUGUUUAUUUUUUAUGUGGUUGGAGGUAUAUUAAGAUCAGUGUUUAAAUUUUCACUUUUUGAGUCAGAGGUUUCUUACCAACUCUAACCUCAGAAUCCAAUAUGGCUUUUGUAAGUAUAAAAAGUAGUUAGUUUGCACUUGUGAUGGUUUGUUUCUCGUUAAAUCAGUUGUUUACAUAGUAACGAACAGCCACUGGCUAUCCUUAGAUAAAUGCUGAACACCUAUAUUUACUUUAAUAACAUCAUAAUGUUCUUUUUCAUAAUUUUACAAUCUAACUGUUAAAUCUACUGUAUUCUUUCAGAUUGACCCUUUUUUUUUAUAUUGGCUCGCAGGCCCAUGACCCUACACGUUUAAUGCCGCCCUGGGCAACUGCCUAUGUACAACAUAUCAAAAACUGCCACAAUGUGGUAAAACCUUUGGUAGUUGAACUGUUGCUGCAGAGUUUGGAUGCACAAAAGGCUGCAUUACACAUUGCAAUUGCCUUGUAUCACUAAUUGUAGUUUGCCCACAUCACCAAGCACAACCGUUACAUUUCAAAGCUAGUAUGGGUGGGUUUAAAUUGAUGCAUGUUCAAUAUAAAACGUCCCAUAGCAGAAGGGUCCUUUUUGCCCAACUCGGUGUGACGUUGUUCCCAGAUCUGAGUUCUGACUUCAAGACUAAUCAAAUGCCACAAAAAAUAUGCAAACGGACAAAGUACCAACAAGUGGGUAUGAAAUAGGGAAAGAAAGUGGUGAAGGGGGUAAAUUGGUCAAAUUGGGAGGCCAGUGUGAGCUAUUCAUUGUCAGCUCACUGUUAACUCUGAAACACAUUAUCUUAAAUGCACAUCGUGCAAACAAUUAAGCAAGGUGCUGCUGUUGUUGCUGGCAACUAAGGCCUUAUGAACAUACUCCAGUUAAUGAUUAUUCGAUUACUAAAUUAGUUGACGAUUAUUUCAAUAGCUGAUUAAUCACGAUUAAUCCGAUUAAUUGUUUCAGCCCUACUAGAAACAUGAAAAUGAUGUAAUUCCCCUGCCACACCACCAGCAGGCGACAUGUUCUUGGAAGCUCAACAACACACUCCCUACUUAAAAAAGCGCCUCUAAAAUUUUGCAGUCUGUUGGAGAACUGUCCUUAGAUUCAAAUGGGUCAGUAACACAAACUUCACAAAUUUCCCCUCGGGGAUCAAUAAAGUAUCUUUGAAUUGAAUUGAAACACCACUCUGCAAUCUGCCAUUGUUUUUGUUGAUAUCUUCUUCUUUUGUGGCUCAGCGUCUGUUAUGCUGUGUGUACGAUUUUUCUACUGACUGCAGACAUACUGCUAUGUGCCAGGGCUUCCCCAUAAAGCAACAUUCUCUUUUUUCUGACUACACGAAAACGGAGACCGGAACGUUUUCAAAACGUUACACUCUGGAUUUAGUUUUUAAAUCGUCUUGUGGAUAAAUGCCGAUUUUGUCAUAUAUACAAACAGUAGAAACGCAAAAAACUUUUCUGUUUUUUCGCCAAAAAAACAUUAUGUAAACAUGGCAUAGGCUCAUAAUCUGUUGUGUUUCAUAACAAAUGUAAAAAUAGUGUAAUACAAAAUUUUCAGAAAAUAAUAUAUAAUUACAUGAAAUUAUUUUAGAUUGUAUUAUUUCAUCUGAACUACAAAUAUUCAUAUAAUAUAAUGUUGAUUGGUAAGAAUAUGCAUAUGGUAAAAACUGGCGAAAGGGAAACCCGACUUGGCGCCUAAUUUAAGUUUGCCCACUAGUAACAUCUAAAAUACAUUUUAGAUGCAAAGCGUCCUAUUGAUUUGCUUAUCUACAAGUGGGCUCCCAAAUUCAAUUAUUCUUGAGAUUUCUUUCAACCUGCAGGCCUUGCAAAAAAAAACCCAAAAACUAAACAAAGCUAACGAACUAAACAAACAAACAAACAAAAAAAAGUCUCAGCUGCCAUCUUUUCGGAACCGGCUCAGAGAGUCUGUUCCGUCUAAGAUCGACACAUCCAUAGCGCAGUCCCACCUCUGACCAGCAGGUGGAGCUGCAGCAACGCUGCUGCCUCAUGAGGAGGUGUUGUUCAGACGUCUCCACUUUGUCCAUGAUCCUGACGUAUUUCCUGGGGCUUGUGCCCACCACUCAGCGGCAAACCGGAGGGGUAUCAUGACUAUCUAUAAUCAGCAGUUGUCUUAUACGCGUUCUCCAGUCGUUUCGCCGUGUCGUCGUCGGAUUUAACACCGCAGUGUGAGACAUUAAGCCUCGGGAUCGAGCAGGAUGUAAAGGAAGCUGGUGAGCUGCGACUCUCGCUGCCCUUCACUCCCUGCGCCCCUGCAUGUACUGUAAGCGGCCUCGGCCUGUUGGGGAGCUGUCGUGCUCGGUGACUGUGCUGCUUUAGGAGAACCCAUGGCUUCUGGCCCUCCAUCUCCCUCCUUAGGCCAUAGGCUCAGGCUGCUGGAGCUGCUAAUCGGGGCAGUGUGUGUGCUGUUGGUGUCCGGGCUAGGAUCGGCUCUGGGUCAGAAGGUCUACACCAACACGUGGGCAGUCCACAUACCCGGUGGUCUGGAGGAAGCUGACCGAAUUGCCAGGAAACAUGGUUUCAUAAACCAUGGACAUGUAUUUGGUGAUUACUAUCACUUCCGGCAUCGCAGAGUGGUUAAGAGAUCGCUGUCAGAUCAUAGAGGGACACGAGUCCGUCUGCAAAGAGAUCCUAAGGUAACUUGGGCAGAGCAGCAGGUGUCCAAACAGAGGAAAAAGAGGGAUACCGCUACAGAAUUCGUAGAUCCCAAGUUCAGAGACCAGUGGUACCUAUACAACGACAACCACCGGGACUUAAAUGCCAAAGCUGCGUGGCAGUUGGGCUACACAGGGAAAGGAGUGGUGGUGUCCAUCCUGGAUGAUGGAAUAGAGAAGAACCAUCCUGACCUGUCGCAGAAUUAUGACCCGGAAGCAAGUUAUGAUGUGAAUGAUGCAGAUCCUGAUCCUACGCCUCGGUACACACAGCUUAAUGACAACAGACAUGGAACUCGAUGUGCAGGAGAGGUGGCGGCAGUGGCCAACAAUGGGGUCUGUGGAGUCGGUGUGGCCUACAAUGCAAAGAUUGGAGGUGUGCGUAUGCUGGAUGGAGAGGUGACCGACAUGGUGGAGGCCCAGUCUCUCAGUCUGAACCCCCAACAUAUCGACAUCUACAGCGCCAGCUGGGGCCCGGAGGACGAUGGCAAAACAGUCGAUGGACCUGCCAAACUGGCCAAGGAAGCCUUUCUUCGAGGAGUCACAGAGGGUCGUGGCGGUUUGGGCUCCAUAUUCGUGUGGGCCUCUGGGAACGGAGGAAGGGAGAAGGACAGCUGUAACUGUGACGGCUACACCAACAGCAUUUACACCCUGUCCAUCAGCAGCACCACGCAGAACGGCAAUGUUCCCUGGUACAGCGAGGCCUGCUCCUCCACCCUCGCCACCACCUACAGCUCGGGGAACAUCAAUGAGAAGCAGAUUAUAACAACAGACCUCAAAUCCAAAUGUACAGACUCUCACACCGGCACCUCUGCCUCUGCCCCGCUGGCUGCUGGGAUCAUCGCUCUCGCCUUAGAAGCCAAUAAACGCCUCACCUGGAGGGACAUGCAACACCUGGUUGUACGAACCUCCCGCCCAGCCCACCUGCUCACGAAUGACUGGAGAACCAAUGGAGUUGGACGCAAAGUUAGUCAUUCGUAUGGGUACGGUCUGCUUGAUGCCAGUGCCAUCGUUUCACUGGCGAAGACGUGGACGAAUGUGGGGCCACAGAAAAAGUGUGUGAUCUCCAUUCUCAGUGAGCCGAGGAACAUUGGCAGCCAUUUGUUGAUUGACAAAAGCGUGGAUGCCUGCAUCGGCUCAGACAGUUAUGUGACUUCAUUAGAGCAUGUCCAGGCCCGGCUCACCCUGACCUACAACCGGAGGGGAAACCUGGCCAUUCACCUCAUCAGUCCUGCCGGCACACGCUCCACCCUGCUCCACCCGAGGCCUCAUGAUUACUCAUCAGAGGGUUUUAAUGACUGGGCGUUCAUGACCACCCACUCCUGGGACGAGAACCCCAGUGGGGUGUGGAGACUGGAGAUUGAGAAUGUUGCUGGUGCCAGUGACUAUGGCACCCUGACCCAGUUCACCCUAGUGCUGUACGGCACCGGCUCACCAUCUUCCAGCUCCUCUGAACAGUCCCAGUCCAGCAACGACAACUGCAAGACUUUGGAUCUGAGCAUGAAAUGUAUUGAGUGCAACCCUGGCUACUACCUCUUUCAGCAGGGCUGUGUGAAAGAAUGUCCCGCGGGCUUCGCAGUGGGCUCCCAGCCCCUCAACUACACGGUGGGAAACUACAUCCAGCCAGCUUCCGUCCCGGCCUGCCUACCCUGCCCACCGCCCUGCAUCACCUGCAGCAGCCUCAGCCCUCAGUUCUGCUUGUCCUGCCCCGAUCACAGCUCCCUGGACCCAGUCUCUGGCACCUGCCUGCGGCUCAACCACUCCAUGCGCGAGUCCCCGGGCAGCUUCAUGGUGGGCCAGGAGGACCCUAAGCCUUCGCUUGAGCAUGGCUCCCAGAUGCCCGUCACCGUUGCUGUGCUCAGCUGCGUGGCCAUCAUCGCCACCUUUGCAGGCGUCUUCCUGCUGUUGCAGCUGCGCUCCGGCGCGCUCAUCAAGCUGCCCUCUCUGGAGUCCGGUGGCAGCCUCAGCCUGAGGGGGAGCAGGGUGAUUUCAUACCGCGGCAUCCCAACGGUUUGGGGGGAUGACGGGCUGAACACUGACUCGGAAAAUGAAGAGUUUGAUGUCCACAACGAGAGGACUGCCUUUAUCAAAACACAAAGUGCUCUUUAAUGCCUUCAUAAGUCCCUCCUCCUCCUGCUCUACUUUAAAUUCCUCUCAUCCCCAUCUGUCUGACACUUCAGGGCUGUUCACUGUCCUCUCAUGGUCUCUUCUGCUCAUACACCCUGUUAAUUUUAUCCUUUCUGUCUUAUCAGAUCCUCAUCUGCUUUUAGGAAAUGCUCUCACUUUGUCGUGGGAGCCCUGAUGGGAAGCUGCUGUUUGUGAAGGCUGGGGACGGCCUGAGUCUUUACUCUGUUCACACCUGGGUACAUUUCUGUUUAAGUGUCUCCCUCCAUCCAACCUUGGGUCACUAACGGCAUCUGUUGGUGCAGAGUUCAUUUUACCUCCUGCUCCUUUUUGUUACAGUAAACAACUGCUUUUCAUUUUCUGUAUUUCACAGUUUUUCUCCCCUUACCUUCCAUUAGUCUCAGUGCAGUAGCCAGAAGAGAUUUUUGAAUGCGAGAAUAAGCGAUGAUUUUGUAUGCGUGUGCAUUUCUGAAUGAAUGAGCCUGCAUAAUAAUGGGUGUCGAGAUCUGAUGAGCAGUGCCGAGCGAUGUGCCCUUAAUGAACACGUUAAAGUGCUUCCUGUCGUUUAUUGUUUUAACUGAUGACAACAUGACAGUAAUGAUAGAGGCAUUCAGACCCACUUAAAAAACACUUUUUCUCUCCACAUUGUGAUUUGUUGACAUCAGGAUUUAAAAUCUGUGCAGUAAAGGGCCACGUUUUAGCAGAGAGCCAGCAACGUGCAUUUGAAUGAAAAGCAUAACAAGCAAUAAGAAAAACAUGUAAUUUAAUAGUUUAAGCUGACAUCACAACAAAGAAGGAAAUACCUGAAGUAUCUAAAAGCUGCUCCAUCAUUUUCGAUUCUAGCCCAAUGUUUUCUGAUUUGGCGAACUGCAUUUCAGGACAGAAAAAUAUCAAGAAAACAAAAGAUUAACAUCUCACACACCCAGCCUUGAUGUUUUAUGCCUGCAUCUGAUGCACCCCCUCAGGAUUAAGAUGUGAAGCAGCCGAGGCGCCACGGCGCAUGUGUGAGCCCCUCAAAGCAGCUGGCAGUUGUUGACUUACCUGUGAUUGAUUUCUCGACACAUCAGACGCUGUAACAAUACAUCAAGGCUCUCCCCCGUUGUCAGAGCGAAUCAGCCCCCCAAAUACAAGCCUCGUGUCUUAAUGAAUGGUUGUGGGUUUGUGUGCGAGGAUGUAAAGUAUCACCUGACUCACCUGGCCUCUGAGGUGGUGGUUCCUUUUCUCCCAUCUCAUCUCGCAACCCCUGCUCUCCUCUUCAAAUCUAAGUAUUGAUUAAAAUCCCACGUCGACGCUCCUCAGCUCAUCAGUGUCUCUGCACUCAUCCUCCAAUCAGAAAUUCAAACAAUCAAGUCGGCAUACUUGGAAAUUAUCCUCCAAAUGAUACUACAGCAAAGAGAUUUUAUUAAUAUAAUUUUUUUUGGAGUUUUAACAGUUUUCUUUUUUCCCUUUCUGGGCUGUAAUCAUAUGAAAUAAGCAUCUCAUUGUUUAAUCCAUUAUAGCCAUUUGGAUUCCUCUGAUUUAUGUUUCCUUCCUUUCUCUCUUUGUUUAAAUUUCCGCACAAAAACGCUGAGGCUUGCUGGGAAAGGUUUUCAGAUGAUGGCGUGCAUAGAAAACUGCAGCUGCUCAUCCUUUUAUCUACCUCUCAUAUUCCACAGCAAGACUUCGUACACACUUAGAGGAGCUGGUAAUUACGGAGGUGAAUUUAAAUGUGGGUUAGACAUGGAUAUCUUCUCUGUGGUGAUUCAGGUGAAGGGGUGUGCGUACCAAAUUCAUGUUUUAGAAAGAAAGGGGUGAAAGUAAAUCAGAAACUCCACUUCCCUGGAAACUCAUCUGUUCUUAUUUUUAAAUGUAUUGCCUUUAAGGAUCAGCAUCAUGCAUGGUCACACGUGGGCUUUAAAACCGGUUAAUGAGAUUAAAGUGUUCACAAAUGAAAAUGGCUGGCGUUCAAGUGCUAAAUCAACCUAAGAUCGAUAAGGGCGUUUUUGCUGUCCAGCUCUAAUGAGGCGUCUCCUCCUGGAAUUCACUCUUUUGUUGUUGUUUUUUCUCUUAAGUUUAUGUCACUGACAAUCAAUUUCCUUGUCUUAAAGGCAAGACGGUGCAAAGGCACACAGACACAUCGAUUUUAACUUUUAAUUUAACCACUGGUGUUGCAAAGCCUUCACAAGUGUUUCAGAGGUAAAGCUGAGGGAUGCAAGUAUAUUAGUAUAGAUGUUGUCAAACAUUGUUUAAGUCCCCUCAGAUGGCUCAAAUGUGAAGUCCAGCACAUUUUGGUUCUCUCUGGACUGGAAGAGGGACCUGUGAGAGCGGAUUUGGUGGAAAACACUCUCAAAAGCAUAAAAAUGUGUUACAGUUGCGAGCUUUGUGUGAUAUACGUCAGUGCCUACCGCCAUACUUUGAUUGGUCCACGCUGAGCCACGGCCUCAGACUCCAGACACAGAAUCUCAUCGACUCCCCCGGCUUUGUGCAAACGCAAGAUAAGGCCAACAAAACAGGAUCCAAUUAAAAUCUGAAUGUUAAAGAAUUAUAAUGAAAAACACAAUUUAGUCAAUGUCAUGCACUUUGCAUUUUCCCUUUCAGACAUUUCCUCUGUAACAUUUUGGAGCCCAUUAGAGCUCACUGAUUGAUUUUCCUUCCUCUUAUGUUGAUGUAUUCACUACAACCUGACAACUCUGAACUGAUAAACUCUUUUCAUUCAAAGGUUUAACUUUAAGAGAAAAUCUUGGAUUGCAGCAGCAUUCCAGAGCUGCUGAAACCUAUCAGCAUCUUCCACUGCCAGAAUGUGAUAUAAAGUACACACUAAAAAGAAAUGGUUCGCUAAUGGUCCCAGAUAGCAGCCACCACCUUGCUGGCUUAAAGCUGUUAAAUGCUGACAAAAAUCAGUUAUUUUUGUCUGAUUAUAAAGAUGAAAACCAUCAUGUCAUUUUAAGGCUUUCACUUGGAGCUUGAUGUUGCUCUUGUCCUCGUUUUUAGGAUGUAAUCUGAAGUGAUCCACGCAAACUCUGACGUAGUUGAUAGGAGCAAUAUCUUUGGCAUAACCAAAGACAAUCAUUUAAAUGCUGUUUAAUUUUAGAACGUGUCGCCUUCAGGUCGGUUCAUCCCAUCCGUCCUCCUGUAGCUGCGUUUAAAGUGUUUAGUUGAAACCCAUCUGUGAUCUUUCUGAAGGUCUGGAACGAUACGUUGCCUGCUGAGCAGCUGUGGAGGGAGGAGGUAGAAUGUAUCCCAUCGCCAUGACCUUAAGGGCUGAACCAGAUCUGCGUGUACAUGCUUGUUAAAGUAGAAACGAAACACUUUGUGAUGGAGGAGCUGUGUCAGUCCACACCUUUGACCUCCUCCCAGCUCUUCAUGAGGUUCCUGACCUGUGGCUGCAAACAGUACCUUACAAAUUUGUGACCUAUGAUUAAUGUACAAGAAUGACUAUCCUACAUGGGACAUAACUCUAAAAUAAGGCCUAUUUUUGUACUAUAUGAACGGUGCAGUGUAAUUUUCUUGUAAUUUAAAGAUGUUUUUUUCUUUUGAUUUCUCCUUUUUAUUUAAUUGAUGUCUAUUAUAGAUUCUACUAAAAAUAAAGAUCUAUGCAAAUUUAAA